This is a messenger RNA of Exserohilum turcica Et28A, 183 nucleotides long. RefSeq lists its product as uncharacterized. The record is from RefSeq and is a predicted model, not a curated record. The transcript is spliced from 2 exons. Lineage: Eukaryota; Fungi; Ascomycota; Dothideomycetes; Pleosporales; Pleosporaceae. Bases 1 to 183 code for a protein of 60 amino acids.
AUGUUAGGAAUCUCUGUUUUUAGAACGCCAAAACAGCCAGAAAAGCCAGAAAAGCCAGAAAAGCCAGAGAAGCCAGAGAAGCCGGAGAAGCCUGAAAAGCCAGAAAAGCCGGAGAAGCCGGAGAAGCCAGAAAAGCCGGAGAAGCCAGAAAAGCCAGAAAAGCCAGAAAAGCCAGAACGUUAG